This is a messenger RNA of Nannospalax galili (Upper Galilee mountains blind mole rat), 2009 nucleotides long. It is a transcript of the gene Abi1, whose product is annotated as abl interactor 1. The transcript has 11 exons. Gene Ontology annotation, cellular component: intracellular anatomical structure; lamellipodium. Bases 133 to 1578 code for a protein of 481 amino acids. The record is from RefSeq and is a predicted model, not a curated record. Gene Ontology annotation, molecular function: SH3 domain binding; cadherin binding. Lineage: Eukaryota; Metazoa; Chordata; Mammalia; Rodentia; Spalacidae.
CGGAAGAGGAGGAGGUGCAGUCCCACAAUACCCGGCGGGGGCACGGCGGCUGCUGGUGGGGCCGUGAGCUCAGUCGUCGCGAUCUCUGGUGUGUUCACUUCCGCGCGGGGAAGCGAUGCGGAGCGGUGGAAAAUGGCAGAGCUGCAGAUGCUUCUAGAGGAGGAGAUCCCGUCCGGCAAGAGGGCGCUGAUAGAGAGCUACCAGAACCUGACCCGGGUGGCGGACUACUGUGAAAACAACUACACACAGGCUACAGACAAGAGAAAAGCUCUGGAAGAGACCAAAGCGUACACAACCCAAUCUCUAGCUAGUGUUGCUUAUCAAAUAAAUGCAUUGGCCAACAAUGUUCUCCAGCUGCUGGACAUCCAGGCCUCUCAGCUUCGGAGAAUGGAAUCUUCCAUCAAUCAUAUCUCACAGACUGUGGAUAUUCAUAAAGAAAAAGUGGCUCGAAGAGAGAUUGGUAUUUUGACAACAAAUAAGAAUACAUCAAGAACUCACAAAAUAAUAGCACCUGCAAAUAUGGAACGCCCUGUAAGGUAUAUUCGGAAACCUAUCGACUACACAGUUCUGGAUGAUGUGGGCCAUGGAGUUAAGUGGCUAAAAGCCAAGCAUGGAAAUAACCAGCCUGCAAGAACUGGCACGUUGUCGAGAACAAAUCCUCCUACUCAGAAGCCACCGAGUCCUCCCAUGUCAGGACGAGGAACUUUGGGACGGAAUACUCCUUAUAAAACCCUAGAACCUGUUAAACCACCAACAGUUCCGAAUGACUACAUGACUAGUCCUGCAAGGCUUGGGAGCCAGCAUAGCCCAGGCAGGACAGCUUCUUUAAAUCAGAGACCCAGGACACAUAGUGGAAGCAGUGGAGGAAGUGGGAGUCGAGAGAACAGCGGCAGCAGUAGCAUUGGCAUCCCCAUUGCUGUGCCUACGCCUUCCCCCCCUACUGUUGGCCCAGCAGCCCCUGGCUCAGCUCCUGGUUCCCAGUAUGGCACAAUGACCAGGCAGAUUUCUCGACACAACUCUACCACUUCCUCGACAUCUUCUGGUGGAUAUAGACGAACUCCCUCUGUGACUGCCCAAUUUUCUGCUCAGCCUCAUGUUAAUGGAGGUCCACUCUAUUCUCAGAAUUCAAUCUCUAUUGCUCCACCCCCUCCCCCUAUGCCUCAGUUGACUCCACAGAUACCUCUCACAGGCUUCGUGGCCAGGGUGCAGGAAAACAUUGCUGAUAGCCCAACUCCGCCACCACCACCUCCACCAGAUGACAUUCCCAUGUUUGAUGACUCUCCACCUCCACCACCACCACCUCCAGUGGACUAUGAAGAUGAGGAAGCUGCAGUAGUUCAGUACAGUGACCCCUAUGCAGAUGGGGAUCCUGCAUGGGCCCCCAAGAACUAUAUUGAGAAAGUUGUUGCAAUAUAUGAUUAUACAAAAGACAAGGACGAUGAGCUGUCGUUUAAGGAGGGUGCAAUCAUCUAUGUUAUAAAGAAGAAUGACGAUGGCUGGUUUGAAGGAGUCUGCAAUCGAGUGACUGGACUCUUUCCUGGGAACUAUGUUGAGUCAAUCAUGCACUAUGCUGAUUAGGGUUUGGUUUUUUUUGUUUUGUUUUGUUUCUGUUUUUUUAAAAAGAAUACUUUUUUCUUUCUGUUUUUUUCUUUCCAUGUAGGUUCUUAUUACUCAUACUGUGGGACUCUAUGGUUAACAGGAUUGUCUUAAUGUUUUAAAAUGUACCCAUAUUUUCAGGACAUGCUAUAUGAUUGGUAUAUUUGAAUUUCUACCUAUAAGCAUAAAUCUGAGGCAGUCUGUGUAUUGCUGAACAGCAGUUUAUACAACAGGAUGCCUAUAAUUGAUUAUGCAUAUGUACUUACACAUUGAUAACUUUAUGACCAGCUUAGAUAUUCUGGGGAUAUGGGGUAUUAUAUUUAACACAUCAUGAUUCAGAAUGUACCAUUACAUGUUUCAGUGCAGCAUGGUUACUAACACUAUGUCAGACUAAUAUUAAAAUCAGAAAACUU